CGUGCGUGCGUGCACAGUGGUGGUGACUCUGGAGCCGUUGGUCGGAGCGGAGACGUACGUUAACGGGAAGCAGAUCACGGAGGCCGUCGUCCUCAAACAAGGUAACCGCAUCGUGAUGGGGAAGAACCACGUGUUUCGAUUUAACCACCCGGAGCAGGCGAGGCUGGAGAGGGAGCGCAGCGUCACGGCCGAGCAGCAGGGCGAGCCGGAGGACUGGAACUACGCUCAGCGGGAGCUGCUGGAGAAACAAGGCAUCGACAUCAAGCUGGAGAUGGAGAAGAGACUUCAGGACAUGGAGGUUCAGUACCGGAGAGAGAAGGAGGAGGCCGACCUGUUGCUGGAGCAACACAGACUGUAUGCAGACAGCGACAGCGGUGACGACUCAGACAAACGCUCCUGUGAGGAGAGCUGGAGGCUGAUCUCCUCCCUGAGAGAGAAGCUACCUGCCAACAAG
Molecule: messenger RNA, 454 nt
Organism: Plectropomus leopardus (leopard coralgrouper)
Lineage: Eukaryota; Metazoa; Chordata; Actinopteri; Perciformes; Serranidae
Source: RefSeq, a predicted model, not a curated record